AUGGCGAAUUAUCAAGACAGCCCCCUCUUCCCUUUCCCUGCUGUCAGAUUCAAGGAAAACACGAGGGAUAUCUGCGCGCUCCGUGAAAAAGAGAAAGGUGACUGGCGUUUACUCUGCUGCGAAGAGAAGAAGGCACUAUACCGUGCGUCGUUCUGCCAAACUUUCGCGGAGUUCCAGCACCCCACCGGUCAGUGGAAGUUCUGCUUGGGCUGGGCGCUGUUUGCAACCUCCUUCACUUUCUGGAUGGCGCUUCGUGACAGAGAGAAGUGUGACUGGCGAACUCUGUGCAUCGAUGAGAAGAAGGCCCUUUAUCGCGCCUCCUUCUGCCAGACCUUUGCUGAGUUUCAGGCGCCCACCGGACAAUGGAAGUUCUGUCUUGGAUGGGCGCUAUUUGCAACGUCUUUUACUUUUUGGAUGGUGAUGUUCAGCCGCCAUUAUGUAUGGGAUCCUCUACCCAGUUCCUUCUCUAAGGAAUCCCAGAAGGCUCAGUUGCGAAGAAUGUUGGAGCUCCGUGUGAACCCUAUAGAUGGUCUGUCUUCACGUUGGGACUAUGAUAAUGAUCGAUGGAAGGUGGCAAUAGUUCUCGCCCUUGUGGGCUUAUCGGUUGCUAAUCCUACACCACUAGGGUUAGGUUUAACCACCCUAGCGCACGCGCCGGGGGUGUACACGUCUAGCUUCAUCAACCACGGAUAUUCCAUCCCGCGUGUGGUUGUAACCGCCCCGGUUGCCCCCAUUAUCAAAACCGUUUACACCACUCCAAUUGUCUCCCCUAUAUACGCCCAUGGGCAUGGCUGGUAUCAUUGA
Molecule: messenger RNA, 804 nt
Organism: Leptosia nina
Lineage: Eukaryota; Metazoa; Arthropoda; Insecta; Lepidoptera; Pieridae
Source: the annotation of a GenBank genome assembly